AUGGAUACUGACAGGUCAGAACUUACAGAUCCUUGCGCUGAUCUCACAUCCGCAGGCCCGCCCAGCAAAGUACAGAGUCCAAGUCCCAAGAGCUCGCAACAUUCCACAGGGCCUGUCCAAGAACUUACCUCUAACGCGGACGACCGGUUGACCAAUGGCUCUCAAGACGACUCUGUUCGCAUUGAAGCCCACGAGGUUGGUACUGCGGCGUUAUCUGCCGCAGAAAUACUUGACUUACAAGACAGCAACGUCGAUACCAGUCUCCAUGCCUCUGAAAUGCCCACAACAGAACGAAAAAUGGUCGAGGGUCGAGCCACUGAAGAGGCUAGUCAUCAAGGAGUCGAAAUAGUGGAGGCAGGAGACAAACCGGAAGAAACAUCCGUUCCGCCAUUGUCUCCUCAGGAGGACGAAGCUGUGUUGGAUCAUAGUCCCACAGCAAGUCCAGCUGCCGCUGGUAGACUCUCAAAGAAGCGGAAACUAAGGCAAGAUGAGGAUACCGAAGAAACCAGGUUUAUGGCAGAUGACCCAGAAAUUGUGGCCUCAACGGCACACGAAGACAGAAGGCAUAUUGCACAUUCGUCUCCUCCGCAGACACCUAGAAAAAUGGUUCAGAUGGGCCACAAUAGGAAGCCAAAUCAUGCCUCUCCCAGUGAGCUCACAGAGAAGCCAAAGCCCAUACAAGACGAGGAGCAGGGAGAAGCAACGGUGCAGUCGAACGAUCCAACGGCCCAAGAAGACGAGAAGGUCGUGACAGAAUCCUCGCCUCCCUUGGGACAUCAUGGAACUUCCAAUGGGGCGGAAAGUAGCAACGAUGCAGAUCUGUCUGCCACCGAGAGGCCCACGAAGAAGCGAAAGCUCGUGCAUAGUAAAGCGGGAAGCUCGAGACAUCAUUCCCACAGCCCCUCUCCGGCAGCUCAAAUGCAUGAGGAAGAGGACAACACGAUCGUGAUCCAAACAAGCCUAAGGGCACCGACGACCACAGAAGUAUAUGGCUCUUCGACGCCGGUUUUUCCAACUACUGUAUCGCCUUGGACAUUGCCUAGACCCCAGACAGGCGAAAAGGCAACACGUCGUCGGCGAUCACCAGCCGAAGGAGCUAGCACACCAUCACGGAGACGGAGCUCUUCGCGGCGGAAUGCCACGCAGAAACCCGUGGCGAUAUUCAGUAAUACCAAUAUUCAAGAAGACAAAAGAAUAAUGACAUCCUUCGCGUCGCUGGGGGCCCGUGUAACCUCCUCGAUCAGUGACGCGACGGUGCUAGUCGUCGGAGCCAGGCCGCUGAAGAAGACUGGAAAGCUAAUCAUGGCAGUAGCAUUGGGACUUGAUGUGGUCACAGAACAAUGGAUCACAGAGAGCGUGGACAAGGGGCAGCUCGUAAACGUACGGAAAUUCCUCCCCAAUGACCCCACCCGCGAACAACAAUGGAGCUUCAAUCUGAAGCAAGCAUUGGCCCGGGGAAAACAGGGACUUACAUGUCUGCUUGCGGGCACUACCGUCUGCUUCACAAAACAACUGAAAACGGAUCUCGGCAGUCUGGACCGAGAACUCUCCCAGAUUGCAACCAUCCUGGGUGCCGAGGCGGUGAAGCACCGGCUACCAGCUCUGAAAGACAAAGACAAGCACGACGAAAAUGAGCUUCUGAUCAUUGGCGUGCCAGACGACCCUCAAGGCGCGCACGUAGGUCGCCUGGGCCAUAAACUGUACAACAAGGAUAUCCUGACAAUGGGGGCAUUGAGGGGACAGAUCGAGAGAGAAUUCAGCGAAUUCAUCCUCGAAGUACCUGUCAAAGCAGAGGAUGAAGAUUGA
Molecule: messenger RNA, 1806 nt
Organism: Exophiala dermatitidis NIH/UT8656
Lineage: Eukaryota; Fungi; Ascomycota; Eurotiomycetes; Chaetothyriales; Herpotrichiellaceae
Exons: 1
Coding region: 1-1806 (601 amino acids)
Cellular component (GO): site of double-strand break; nucleus
Source: RefSeq, a predicted model, not a curated record